UAAUACUAUUUUUAUAUUUGGUUGUAGAGUACAGUUCCCCCAACACCUUGUCAUUAUACAUGCUUUGUAAAAUAUUAUUGCAUCAAGUGAUAUUUGCACUAAAUGUUAAAAUCCAUGAAUGAUCGAGUAAACAAAACAUAAUCAUUCGAAGAAGAUUAUCAAGGUUUACAAGUAAAAACUUCCCUAUCAAGAUGUUUCAUCGAAUUAUUUAUCAUAUUAAUCUCGUUAAACGAUAGUUGCCAAAUAUUUAUUACGAAAUCUUGUUGUGUAAAAUAAUGCAAGUAGUGUUGCCGUGUAUUACCAAUGUUAUUAAAUGCGCGAUUAAAAUAUAAUUAGCAUCGUAUUAUUAAGAUCUAUGAGAAUUCAGAUGAGAUAAUGAGAUAUGAGUAGAUAUUUUCUGUAAUAUAGAGACAAGAUAUGCAGGAUCAAAUAAAAGGAAGACUUUUGCCUACUUUUCUUGCAAUAUUUGAAUCUAACUUACAAGUCAACGUUGAAGAUGUCUGCUGUGGAGGCACCCCCUUUUAUUCGGACCAUAGAAUGGGAUAUGAUGGACAAAACAAAGUUUUUCCCAUUGAGUAUGCUUUCUUCUUUCUCCGUACGAUGUUGUCUUUAUCCUCUUACCGUAAUAAAAACCCGACUUCAAAUACAAAGACACAAUGUCAUGUAUAAUGGAAUGAUAGAUGCCUGUAAAAAAAUUUAUAAACUAGAAGGGUUUUCUGGGCUCUAUAGGGGUUUUUGGAUAAGUUCUAUACAAAUUGUAUCUGGAGUAUUUUACGUAUCGACUUAUGAAGGAGUACGUCAUUUGUUAGGAAGAGAAUCUCUUAAUCUUCGUAUAGAUUCUCGUGUAAAAGCAUUGAUUGCAGGAGGUGCUGCUAGUUUAGUGGCUCAAACAAUAGUCGUACCAUUUGAUAUCCUUAGCCAACAUCUAAUGGUUCUCGGGAUCAAUAACAAAAGUGAUAAAGUUUAUAUUGAUAAGUUAGGAAUGAAUCCACUUGGUUUAAAAGUGGAGCCUGGAAGGUCACGCGCUCACAUAUCCAUAGAAGUUGUAAGAUCCAUAUAUCACAGAGAUGGCUAUAGAGGCUUCUAUCGUGGAUACAUAGCAUCUUUAUGCGCAUACGUACCGAAUAGUGCUCUUUGGUGGGGCUUGUAUACAGUAUAUCAAGAUGAACUUAUAACAAUAUUUCCAAUAUGGUUUUCGCACUUAUUCAUUCAGGCAGUGGCUGGUACGCUUGGUGGUUUUACAACAACUGUUAUUACAAAUCCUUUAGACAUUGUAAGAGCAAGGUUACAAGUGCAAAGAUUAGAUAGUAUGCUUACCACAUUCAAGAUUUUGUGGAUCGAAGAAAGACUUAAAAUGUUUACAAAAGGCUUAUCUGCUCGUCUUGUUCAAUCGGCUUGUUUCAGUUUUACAAUAAUAUUAGGAUAUGAAACUAUCAAGAGAGUUAGUAUUAAUGAAGAAUAUAAAAGUUUUAUUAGAUGGUGAAUUUUAAAAUGUCCAUUUGUAUAAAUGUACAUUUAAAUGAAAUCAAAUGCAUUUUAUUAAAAAAUACAUAUGCAGACGCACAAAUGUGCACACACAAACUUUUCUAAAAGAGAAGAGAAGUAAAUAUACAAAAGUAAGUUGCUUCGUCGAUUGGGAGAAUCUAGAGAAAUAUUUUCAACGCCGAGUAUAAAAUAUAAUGAUAUAUUUAAAAAACUAAACAAGGAGGUUGAAGUCAAUAUUAAGUAGGCUAGAAAUCGCAAAUAUUGAAUCAUUCAUGGCACAAAUCUACUAACGUAACGAACUAACGUAAACGAUCAGCUAUAUCAAAAGCUUUUUUUCAUAAUAUUAAUCUGACCAGUUUUCAUAUUAUUGAUAUUUGUUGAAUCUAGAAGAAACAUUUUGCCAUAGAAAAUCUAUCAUUACAGUAUGUUUAUUGUCUCGCUAUAGAAAUAACUUUUAAUUUACUAUUAUAUUUAUAUAACGUAUUCAUUACUAGAGUAAUUGAAAGAUAUAUGUAUAUAUACAGUGAGUGUCAUUUAAAAUCGUACACCGUUAAACAAUUAGAAGACAAUUUAGAAAUAAAUAUAUUAAUAUAUCUUUAUUACGUAUUUAACGAAUUUUUCUUGAAAGGAUUAUUUAUAAAAAAUAAAUUAAGCAAAUACGAUACUAAUGCAGAAUAAACGCCCGUCACUGAAAAUUCAACGCGUUGGUGUAACUGUAAAAAUAGAAGUAAUACCUGCUAUUUCCGCAUUUAAAAGUUGGUCGUCCUUGUUUUCAAGAUCAUUUAAAUGUUUUUCUUUUAUUGUCAGAAUCAAUUUAAUAUGUAUUAAAGUAAAAAUAAUAAAAA
This is a messenger RNA of Polistes canadensis, 2330 nucleotides long. RefSeq names its product solute carrier family 25 member 44. Lineage: Eukaryota; Metazoa; Arthropoda; Insecta; Hymenoptera; Vespidae. Gene Ontology annotation, molecular function: branched-chain amino acid transmembrane transporter activity. The record is from RefSeq and is a predicted model, not a curated record. Gene Ontology annotation, biological process: branched-chain amino acid catabolic process. Gene Ontology annotation, cellular component: mitochondrion. The transcript has 5 exons. The coding region runs from base 497 to 1483 and encodes 328 amino acids.